UUCAAAUUAAUAAGCAUAUCGGGUAUUUAGCGGGUGGUUAUUUGAGAAUAAUUCGCCUAAGGAACUAGCAAUGUAUGCAUAUCACAUAUCAUACCCUUAUACGUGAGGUUUGAGCCCUUUAUACAUUAUAGAUUCACAUUCACAUGUUUCUUUGUUUGAGUGGGCCAUUAGUCGCGUAUUGUAGAACUUGCAACUUUUGAUACAUUUGAGACUAUAGACCGAAUACAAGCACGAGAAUGAUUAAGGCAUUAGGUAAACCUUUUCCGUUUAAACCAUUUAUCUAUCCUUACCCAAACAAGUCCCCUAGUCGCCCAAUUUGAGCCUAAACCUUUCAAUUGACAACCCACUUAGCCCAUAACCAUCAGCCUUUUCUUUUUAAACCCGUGUGAUGAAAAUUCGAUUAUAGGAACUCAAGUUGUAUAGUUGUGAUUCAUUUGUAUUAUUAAAAAAAAAAUCAGAAAAUGUUGCGAAAAAGAAUGAAAAAGCAUUGAGAAAAACACAAAAAGAUGUGCUAGUAGUUUGUUGAAUAAAAGGCGAAAGUUUUUGCCCAUAGUGGAUGUUUAUAGUUUGCUUUUGUUUAGGAUAGUAUUUUGUAAUAAAAGGUCGAAUUUUCAUCACUUUAGCCACUUCAAUAAAAUAUCCUCUUCCCUACCCUGCGCCUAGCCCCGUUACAACCCCUCAAAGACCUUUUGACUUGUGCUUAGUAUUUGUGUUCGAUAGUGGAGAAUGAUUGAGUUGCAAGCCUAUACGGGUACGUGUUCUAAGCGGUUUUGAGCGAGUAAUUGUUGAAAUGCUAAUACAUUAUACAUAUUAGCAAAAAUUUUUAAGCCGAGUGGAGAGCACAUUGUGAGGGAUAUGCAUAAGUUGUUAGUUUUACGGGCGGGUUAAUCUUGGGUAACCAUUUGUGUAUCUAAAGCACGUCACCAUUAAAUACAUUGAAUAUUGUAAAGAGUUUGAACUUUAGCAUGACAUUAGACCUUAACCUUUGUCUCGGGAAUGGGAUGUAUAUUCAUUGUUUGACCCACGUGAAAGUGAAAAACAGAUUUGCUUGAGGGCAAGCAAAAGACAAGUGUGGGGAUGUGAUACGUGGUUGAAAACCGGUGCUUGUUAUUGUUUAACUUAACGUUUUUACGUAAGUUUUAGUUUCGAAUAGCCUACUUUUAAUCAAGAAUGUGUUUUGCAGGUUUGAUGGAGUUUAAGGAGCUUUUCGGGAGCUUUACGGGUCACCGAGUCGAAAACCGGAGCACCGGGAUGCGUUACGGAUCAACCGGAAGUGCAAGGAGCGAAAAAUCCCCCAUCCCCACACUUGAGGCACGUAUUUGGCAUUUUCUUCCUUCGGAAUCUAUACCAAAGGACACAAACGAUGCAACAAAUUGUUGAUGUUAAACCCUAUCAGGUGCCCAUUCCACUACACAUAAGAGUCAUCAAGAAGUGGAAAACGCAGACGAUGGAUUAUCUAAAAUCACAAACAACAGAUCAAGAUUUGUGCUACCUUUUUGUAGACAAACAUGGAGCUGCAAUAGAGGCAACUGCCAAUCCAAAGAAAGAAACUUAUUUUGAUUCUAAGUUGAAAAUCGGCUCAUGCUACAAGGUAGGUGAAUACAUUUCAACCAAAUCUCGAGAAUACAUGAAGGUCGUCCCACACGAUGCAUCUCUGAGGCUUGGCACCAUGACAACUUUUGAACCGCUUCACGACAACAGCAUACCGACUUACUACUACAAUUUUGCAACUUAUGAUAUGCUUGCAAGUCGAAAGGCACAUCCAAGACCAUUAACAGAUUACAUAGGACGUGUAGAAACAGUAUCUCCUCCGUUAAGAAGGGCAUGCAAGAAUAUCAUCAAGGUUAAAAUCCAAGAUGAAUGGAAGAAUGUGAUUGAGAUUACUUUCUGGAUGCAAACGAUGUUCCCGUAUGAAAAAGAAAAAGCAGUGGGCCAGCUGCUCGCGGUUACUGCAACCAUCGUAACAACAUUCCAAGACAAUCUCCAAUUAGAAUCCACUGAUGCAACCACGGCAGUUCUAAACCCACCCAUUCCAGAAUUACAAAGCUACAUUUACAAAUUUAGCAAACUGGAAAGAUCCGAAACAGUUGGACAAAGGAAACCAGUACUUCCGAUAGCCGAAAUCAAAGCCAAGUACAGGCAAGAUACAACGCGAACCAAGUUUACAUGCAAGGCAACAGUGACAGAAAUCACUGCAGAUCGUAAAUGGUUUUAUGUUACAUGUCCAAAAUGCAAAGGCAAAGUCCACUUGCAAAGGGCUGAAAUUCCCCGCUUUGUAUGCGAAGACGAUGGCCAUGUUCCUAACCCAACUUUCAUGUAUUGUGUUAACACAACUAUAGAAGAUGAAAGUGACGAAGCAAAGGCUGUUUUCUUCAACGAAGCAAUGGAACAAAUGCUGGAAAAAUCUUGCUACGACAUGGUAGUGGAGGAUGGACACACAGAUCCAGAAACAACACUUGCUGAUAUUUAUAAGAUUAGAGGAAAAACUGCAGUUCUGGACAUCUCAAUGAAACAAGAUAAUUCAAUGGCCGUAAACAAAGUCGAAGUACCACCGGCCAUAAUCCCAUCAACCCCGGAUCCUAAAACAGCAACUACGAAAAGAAGCGCACCGGAUUCACCAGGAAUCGCAAACGCAACCACUUGUAAUCUCAAGACUUCGUCAAUUCCACUCUCGGUUUUCGUGGUACUCUACGCAAAACUAAAGCUGUUUGCUGAUUGUUCGGAAAGUUUGUUGGUGAUAAAAUUCAAAAGAUUUCAAAAUCUAUGAAUUUUGGAAGGUGCUGAAAAUCAGGGAUUGCGCGUCAAAAUUUUAUCUCAUAAUCUGUUUUGCAGGUCUCGACUCGCAAUCACGUGGUCUCAACUUGUCCUCUUCAAGAUUCCGACUCGCAACUACAACGGUCUCGACUCAACAGUUCAUCUGUGGCUUCAAGUCUUCAAGGUCUCGACUCGCAACCUACUUGGUCUCGAGUUGUAGCUUUUUAACUCGAAACAAAGGUCUCGACUUGCAACCUGGAAGUUGGUCUACUCUCAACCUUGGUCUCGACUUAGGCUUUUGUGAUUGAUAUUUGCUGAUCUUGACUCGCAACAACAGAUCUCGACUCAAGGAUUCACUACUCGAAACCUUGGUCUCGACUCGCAACGACGGUGUUCAACGUGUUUUGACAAUUUGACAUUUUAGACUUUAAAAUUUAAUUAAAAAUGUCUAAUCAAACAAUUGACUUAAAAUUGAACAAACAUCAGGAAAUGGACUCUAUCAUAGGGACUAUCACUAGGUUUCCCAGACUGUUAAGUGGUGAUGAUUUUCCCGAAUGGAAAUGAAGAUUUGAACAACACGUAAAAGUCGGACUCUAAAAUAUGGAGAAGUAUUCCCAGACUUUUCUAGGAUUUUUUUUCAAGCUAAAUUUUAACGUCUUUGCUAAUGGAUCCGGUCUAAUGUCGUUUGAUCAUCUAUUCUAUCUUCAUUUAUGCAUUUCUAUUACGUAAAUAUUUAAGGGGAACUCGUGUAUUAUAUUUUAGUGAUUUUUCAAUAAAAAUAGCCAUUAU
This is a messenger RNA of Helianthus annuus (common sunflower), 3543 nucleotides long. RefSeq lists its product as uncharacterized. Gene Ontology annotation, molecular function: DNA binding. The coding region runs from base 1364 to 2767 and encodes 467 amino acids. Lineage: Eukaryota; Viridiplantae; Streptophyta; Magnoliopsida; Asterales; Asteraceae. The record is from RefSeq and is a predicted model, not a curated record. Gene Ontology annotation, cellular component: nucleus. Gene Ontology annotation, biological process: DNA replication; DNA repair; DNA recombination. The transcript has 12 exons.